GGCGGUGAGCCUCGUUUCGAUUGGCCGUCGCGGCUGCCAGUCAUUUCGCAGCCUGCCGCUUUGGCUCCAGAGUCUCGGAGAUGUCAAAGGCUGAAGCUGCUCCCUUAGCCACAUUAUAACUAGUAGGGGGGAUCUCUGGUAAGCAAUGGCCACAGCUGCUUCGAAUCCCUACAGCAUUCUCAGCUCGACUUCCAUGGUCCACCCGGACGCCUCGGUCAUGCAACAAGGGGGGAGCCCUUUCCGAAACCACCAGAAACUGCUCCAAAGCGACUACCUGCAGGGCGUGCAGAGCAAUGGACACCCGAUCGGGCACCAGUGGGUGAGCAGCUUAGCCGAGGGCAGCCCUUGGUCGGCGUCGCUCGAGCAGCAGGACGUAAAGCCGGGACGGGAAGACCUUCAGCUCGGGGCGAUCAUCCAUCACCGCUCGACGGCGCAUGUGGCGCACCACUCGCCGCACACGAAUCAUCAUGCGGGCGCAUGGGGCACGCCCGCGUCUCACAACUCUUCAUCCAUCAACCUCUACUCCCAGACGGGUUUCUCUGUUAACGGCAUGCACGGCGGGUUAACGCCGCCUCCACCGCCACCACCGAGCUCUGCGCCGACCCAGAGCUUGCAUCCCGGACUACGCGAGACGCCCGAGCCCGGCGAGCUGGGAGCGCACCACUGCCACGACCACUCGGAUGAGGAGACGCCGACUUCUGACGAGCUCGAGCAGUUCGCCAAACAGUUCAAACAGCGGCGGAUCAAACUGGGAUUCACGCAGGCCGACGUCGGGCUGGCACUCGGCACGCUUUACGGCAAUGUGUUCUCGCAGACCACGAUCUGUCGCUUCGAAGCGCUGCAGCUCAGCUUUAAGAACAUGUGCAAGCUCAAACCGCUGCUGAACAAGUGGCUCGAAGAGGCCGACUCGUCCACGGGCAGCCCGAGUAGCAUCGAUAAGAUCGCCGCGCAGGGCAGGAAGCGCAAGAAACGGACGUCGAUCGAGGUGAGCGUCAAGGGGGUGCUCGAAACCCACUUCCUGAAGUGCCCCAAACCUGCGGCACAGGAGAUCUCGUCUCUGGCGGACAGCCUGCAGCUGGAGAAGGAGGUGGUGCGCGUUUGGUUUUGCAACCGACGGCAGAAGGAGAAGCGCAUGACGCCGCCGGGAGAGCAGCAAGGACACGAGGUUUACUCCCACACCGUGAACGCGGACAGCUCCUCCUGCCGUGAUCUCUGACCAAGAGCGCUCGCGCUGCACGGAAAUCUUGGCUUUUCAUCAUCUUUUUUUUUUCUUCUUUCUUUACGGUGGCUCUUGGUUCUCCAACUCUCAAUCUCUGUUUUUUUUUUUGCUUUCUUAAUCCCUUAAUGACAAGAAGCGAAACUCCCUGAGCCCCCCUAAAACAAAAAACAAUAAGCGAGAUGUUGCCCUUCAGUUUUGGACUUUUUUUCUUUCCAGAGAAAUGGGCAUUAAUGCGAAGAAAAAAAAAAGAAAAAAAAAAAAAAAAACAAUGUUUAUUUGAAUCGCAAAUGGACGUUCUUUACCAAAAUUUUUUUUGUUGUUGUUUUUGUAUCACAGCAAGAAUAUGAAAAUAUUGUGCCUAUUAAAAAGACCUCCCAGCGCCUUGGUUUGAAACACAUAGCCUACAGUUCUACAUCAGGUUGAGUAGGCUGGUCAUUUUCCCGCAUAUAAUCGCAUGGGCUUUGUUUUUCGUUGUCAAGCUGCGUCGCUUUCCAUGCGUUUGUGUUUAAUUUGCACAUUUCUGUAAUGAGAAGACAGCCUGCCCAGUCCCACUGAUGGUUAUCUGAUGUAUUUCAUGUCAGUCCAUCUCCAUCACUGAGCUCUGAAGUCUGUCGACGGCCAUUUUAAGCCUCGCGCGUUUUGAAAGCUUUCAUCUGCAAGCAUUUGCUCACUUUUUGUUUAGUUUUUGAGUUUAGUCAUGUCCCUAUCGGCUGCUUUUAUUUCCGUGCGAUAUUACAAGGCAGAAAUAAAGUACAGCACUUGAGAAGCACGUCGCUAGUUGAGAGAAAUGUUGCUCUGAAAAGGAACGCACAAACAAACUCGUCUGCUUUUCUGGUUGUAAUGUUGUGCGCUUGUUUUUGACUCAUCUAUCAUCGACCACAUUACUGUGUACUGAACACUAAACCCGAGCAGAAAGCUACUUUACCAGUGAAAGCGUUGCGCUACACUUAUAGCCUAGACUUAUUUUAUUGUACACCUUCAGUAUCUAAAGUUUUAUAAUCUUAAAUACUCCUGUUAUUGGUUCGUUUCCUAAAUAUUUUUUCCAAUACUGUACAGUUUUGUAUAUUACAAACUUUUUGAAUUUAUUAAUUUAAACGAAAUACCGUUUAGUUAUUCAUGCACUUAGUGAUGUAAAAAAAAAAGAUAUUUUCCUUAAAGAAAUUGACGUUUUCGGCAGUACUAUUCCAAAUUUAAGAACAGGUCAAGCGAUUAUUUAUUUUCAAUAUAAAGCUUGUAUUAUGUUUUUGGAGCAAACUGUAUAAUGUAUGUUGGAAUAAAACAACUUGUUGGUAUAAUUUGAGUUCUAGCCUACUUUCUAGCAGUGGUUCAAUACCUGUUUAUCAAAAGAUUAGAUUCAGUCAGGUUUAUGUAGGUAAUAAUGUCAGCUGACUUAUAUUAUUAUUAUUAUUAUUAUUAUUAUUAUUAUUAUUAUAGUAUCUGGAAUUAUAAUUUCUUAUGAUGAUAAUGUUUUCUUUUUGGUUUUCUUUUUGCUUUCCAAUUAAUUCAACCAUAUUUCACACUUUAUUUAUUGGACUAAUAUUUGGUGUCUGUCGUGCAUUUUAAACGAGGAGGAAAUGCAUUUCAUACCGGAAUUUAAAAUUACCUAGGGUUAUCCAAACUACAUUUGGCAAGAUAAUCAGCUAGAGAUUAUCUAGAAGUGUUUUAAGGGUGCAGCGGCCUUAAGACUGGAAUCACUUCUUCACUUCUUUCACCUUAACUGAGGCCUAAUGCCUAAAGUCUGUUUAUUUGUUUGUUUGCAUGAGAGAGAGAGAAAGAGAGAGAGAAGGAGAGAAGGAGAGGGAAAGAGGGGCUUUGCCUUGAAAUGCAGUUCCUGACAUGAAUACUAAUUCAGACUAAUAUAUGCAUUUUCUCCGCCUGCAACCUUCAGGCCCAUGGGGAGGUUCGGAUGAGGAGCCAAGGAGCUUAAAUAGCAUAAUGUAGUUUGUUACAUGAAAAUGAUGUGCGAAAGUUGUAUUGCAGCUGCUCUAUGACCUGUGCAUUUAUUAUUAUUAUUAUUAUUAUUAUUAUUAUUAUUAUUAUUAUUAUUAUUAUUAUUAUUAUCAGUAGUAGUUAAAACAAGUGACCACAAACGAAACAGACACAAUAGCUUCACUUUGCAGCCCAUCUGCUGUGCAGAAAAGCUAAGGCUUGUUUACAGGCGGAAAGUGACGUCUGGGAUUUGCAUAAUGACCCUCCUCGCGCUGCGUCCUUCCGGCUAAUUUGUCCAGCGCUUCCGGAGUGUGCACUUCACCACAGGAGGUCGCGCCUCGCGCGCCCCAAGCCAAAGUUUGGAAGGGACUUGGGAACAGCAGAGGAGCACAUCUCAUCAUCUCCAUCUCAGCCAAUGAGCACAGCGAGAAGGUUCAGGCAAGCCAGGCAAGCAGAGAGGACUGCAGGAAGUUGAGCGAAAGAAAGAGAAGCGGAGAAGCUGAAAGUUGGAAUCUUUUAUUUCAGGUAAGGAAACACUUAUUACAGUCUAAGAGUAGGCUAUAUUUUAUAAAUUGUUAGCUACCAUUAUCACAAAUGUUACAUUAGACUAAACACCAUUAAUUUAAAAACAACAACAACAAAAAAAAACAAACAACAUUUCUGUAUAUACUACCAUUAAUACUCUUAUCUGAAUUAUCAAAUAUGUGCUCCUUUGUUAAGAUUGUGUUUGAAUUUGAAGAACUGAAUUUGAAAUGGAUAAUGGAUCGUGCCACAAAAAUUAAAUUUCAA
Pangasianodon hypophthalmus (striped catfish) is the source of this 3937-nucleotide messenger RNA. Its product is annotated as POU domain, class 3, transcription factor 4-like. Gene Ontology annotation, biological process: regulation of transcription by RNA polymerase II; brain development. The coding region runs from base 146 to 1216 and encodes 356 amino acids. Lineage: Eukaryota; Metazoa; Chordata; Actinopteri; Siluriformes; Pangasiidae. Gene Ontology annotation, cellular component: nucleus. The record is from RefSeq and is a predicted model, not a curated record. The transcript has 2 exons. Gene Ontology annotation, molecular function: DNA-binding transcription factor activity, RNA polymerase II-specific; RNA polymerase II cis-regulatory region sequence-specific DNA binding.